Molecule: messenger RNA, 735 nt
Organism: Torulaspora globosa
Lineage: Eukaryota; Fungi; Ascomycota; Saccharomycetes; Saccharomycetales; Saccharomycetaceae
Exons: 1
Coding region: 1-735 (244 amino acids)
Source: RefSeq, a predicted model, not a curated record
AUGUCGGGAUUUGUCACCGGCCUGCUCACCUCAUGGGGUGAGGGUUACCUGCAGGAUAGAGCGACUGAAUUUGCUGAAGAGAACUUUCAGCCGACAAAAGAUCCGUUCUACGAGAAACUGCCUAAUGGGAAGCAAGUGCGCCGUAGACUGCCCGAUUGUUGUUCGAAACAAGAGAGCAAGGCUUGGAAAAGCUUACAGAACAAGGCGUGGUCCCACGACCGGAGUAUCUGUGGGUGUUGCUGCUGGACCCAAUGUGUUGGGUGGGCGCCGAUCAUGGCUAUCAUCCCAGUGAUUGGACCUGCCCUGAUGUAUUGGGUUCACGGUAAGCUGAUCAACUAUGCAGACAGACACUUCCAUCUGCCACCCGAUCUUCUAGUGAAACUGCAUGGGAACAUCGGUAUUGAUCUGGCAAUAAGUCUGAUCCCGAUUCUGGGGAUCUUGUUCUCGUGGCUGCAUGCCAGUUCCACGCGGAAUUGUGCGAUGAUCUACAACUUCGUCAGUAAGAGGGCUUACGAGAGGGAGGCCAUGGAGAAGCGAACGAGAGAACAGCAGGCGAUCCAGCGUACGGAAGUGCAACAGCACUACGACCGCCCACCCCAGCGUACGGAACAAGCUGUUUACCAUUCCCAGCAGCAAUACCAGCGGGCUCCUCGACAACAGCAACAGGUGAGACCUCCUCCGCCGGUAUAUCAAAGGCCUCCUCAAGCGGCACGUGCGCAGAGACCGUACCUAUGA